Pseudopodoces humilis (Tibetan ground-tit) is the source of this 3204-nucleotide messenger RNA. The record is from RefSeq and is a predicted model, not a curated record. NCBI's taxonomy places the organism in Eukaryota, Metazoa, Chordata, Aves, Passeriformes, Paridae.
AUGGAACCGGGGCCGGCCCCGGGCCCUGACCCCGCCACGGGCCCGGGCCACGAGCCCGAAACGGGCCCGGUGCCGGGAACUGACCCGGCAGCCGACCCCGACGUGGAGCCGCUGCGCCGGGGCGGCUUCCGCUGCCGCCUGUGCCAGAUCACCGCGGCCAACCGCCCCAGCCUGCAGUCCCACCUGGCGGGGAAGCGGCACCGGCGGCUCCGGUGUCUCCGUUCCGAGCGGCUCUCGCAGGAGCAGCGGAGCCUUUUCGUCAGCGGCUUCCCCCGGGGCACGGAGCCCGCGCGGCUGCGGCGCCACUUCCGCGCCUUCGGGGAUGUCGCGACAGUCGUGAUGGACAAGGAGAAGUGCUCCCAGUUUGCCCUGCCGCAGGUGGGGGCGCAGCUGCAGCUGCUGGUGCGGGCUCUGGAGCUGAGCGCGGCCGAGCGCCGCCUGCGGGAGCUGCUGCUGGCCCUGAUCCGAGAGGUGUUCACAGAGUUCUUCCCAGGCUGCUCCGUUGUCCCCUACGGCUCCUCCGUCAACGGCUUCGACGUCCACGGCUGCGACCUCGACCUGCACCUGGAGCUGGGGGGCCGGGACGGGGACCCCCAAACCCGGGAGACCCCAAAUGGGGACCCCCAAACCCGGGAGACCCCAAAUGGGGACCCCCAAACCCGGGAGACCCCAAAUGGGGACCCCCAAAACCGGGAAACCCCAAAUGGGGACCCCCAAAACCGGGAGACCCCAAAUGGGGACCCCCAAAACCAGGGGACCCUGCUGGGGGAUGGGGACCCCCCUCCCAAUGGGGUCCGUUUUGGGGUCCGAGGGGUCCCUUUUGGGGGGUCCCAUUUGGGGGACAAAGGGUCCCAUUUGGGGGACAAAGGGUCUCUUUUGGGGUCCGAGGGGUCCCUUUUGGGGGACAGAGACCCCUCCCUGGACGGCUCCCUUUUAGGGGACGAGGCCGCUCCUCCCUCGGGCUCCGACUCCGAGGGGUCCCUGUCGGGGGGUGAAUCCCCCGAGCCCGGGGGGUCCCUUUUGGGGUGCGGGGGGUCCCUUUUGGGGCGCGGGGCCCUCCCCGAGCAGCUGCUGGCUCUGGUGGGCGCGGUGCUGCGGCGCUGCGUGCCGGGGGUCCGCGGGGUCCGAGCCGUGCCCGGGGCCCGGCGGCCCGUGGUCAAAUUCAGCCACAAACAGUCGGGACUGGCCGGAGACGUGUGCCUGGACAACCGCCUGGCUCUGUUCAACACCCGUUUCCUGCGGCUCUGCGCCGACGCCGACCCCCGGGUGCGGCCCCUGGGCUACGCCGUGCGGCUCUGGGCGGGGGGGCAGCGCCUGGCGGGGAACCGGGCCGGGGGCGGACCCCUCCUCACCAAUUACGCUCUGACGCUGCUGGUGGUGCUGUUCCUGCAGAGCCGCAGCCCCCCCGUGCUGCCCUCGGUGCGGCGCCUCCGACACCUCGCGGGACCCCGGGACCGUGCCCAGGUUGGGGGGUGGGAUUGCAGCUUCCCCCGGGACGCGGCCGAGCUGGAGCCCAGCGGCAACACCCAGAGCGCCGCCUCCCUCCUGGCCGAAUUCUUCUCCUAUUUCGGGAGCCUGGAUCUGGGGGGGCUCCUCCUGUCCCCCCUGGAGGGCCGAGCUCUGCCGCGACCCCCGCCCGGGACCCCCGGGGGGCUCCGCCCGGGCCCCCUGACCCUGCAGGACCCCUUCGAGCUCAGCCACAACGUGGCCGCCAAUGUCACCCCGCGCACGGUGUCGCGAUUCGUGCGCUGCUGUCGCGACGCCGCCCGCCUCUGUCGCGGCCCCGAGUUCCUGCAGAAGUCGCGGAGGGGCCGCCCUUGGGGCGUGAUGCGGCUGCUCCAGCCCGGGAAUCCCGGCAAUUCCCAGGGGAAAUUCCUCAUCCCGGUGCCGCUGCGGGCUCCGGGGGUCCCGCAGGGCGAGGUGUGCGCGGCCGUGGGCUUCGUGCUCAGGGAGGUGCUGGGCUGCGGCUGCGAGCCCGAGGGGGAGCCGGGGGAGCCAGAACCGGGGGCCGCGAGUCACCUGGAGGGGGAUUUGGGGGUCCCGGGAGCACCGGGGACUGAGGAGGAGCUGCUCCCGGAUCCGGGAGAGCCAGAACCGGGAGCCGCGAGUCACCUGGAGGGGGUGACGGGCGAUUCCCGGGGGGAUUUGGGGGUCCCGGGAGCACCGGGGACUGAGGAGGAGCUGCUCCCGGAUCCGGGAGAGCCAGAACCGGGAGCCGCGAGUCACCUGGAGGGGGUGACGGGCGAUUCCCGGGGGGAUUUGGGGGUCCCGGGAGCACCGGGGACUGAGGAGGAGCUGCUCCCGGAUCCGGGAGAGCCAGAACCGGGAGCCGCGAGUCACCUGGAGGGGGUGACGGGCGAUUCCCGGGGGGAUUUGGGGGUCCCGGGAGCACCGGGGCCGGGCUGGAAGCGCCGCCUCCCCGAGGGGGUCGCGGAUGGGGCGGGGGUCCCGCCCGCAAAGCGCCCCCGGGGCCCCGCGGUGCCGGCCCGGUGGAGCUGCUGUGUCUGUGACCCCCGGACACCCUUCACUGACCCCCGGACACCCUUCACUGACCCCCGGACACCCUUCACUGACCACCGGACACCCUUCACUGACCCCUGGACACCCUUCACUGACCACCACACCCCCUUCACUGACCACCGGACACCCUUCAAUGACCACCGGACACCCUUCACUGACCCCUGGACACCCUUCAAUGACCCCCGGACACCCUUUAAUGACCACCGGACACCCUUAAAUGACCACCGGACACCCUUUAAUGACCACCGGACACCCUUUAGUGACCCCCAGACACCCUUAAAUGACCACCGGACACCCUUUAAUGACCACCGGACACCCUUCACUGACCACCGGACACCCUUCACUGACCACCGGACACCCUUUAGUGACCCCUGGACACCCUUUAAUGACCACCGGACACCCUUUAGUGACCCCCAGACACCCUUAAAUGACCACCGGACACCCUUCACUGACCACCGGACACCCUUCACUGACCACCGGACACCCUUUAAUGACCCCUCCCUGCCCACCGGACCUUCACUGCCCACCUCACCCCAUCCAGCGCCCACCGCCCGUUUCCAGCCCCCGUCCCCAGGGGCAGAUUUGGGAUCCUGGGAGAGAUUUUGGGAUCCUGGGGGUGGGAUUUGGGAACCGCCGGGGGAGAUUCUGGGAUCCCGGGGGGUGGAUUUUGGGAUCCAUGGGUGA